This is a messenger RNA of Pocillopora verrucosa, 1146 nucleotides long. Its product is annotated as proteasome assembly chaperone 4-like. Gene Ontology annotation, biological process: proteasome assembly. NCBI's taxonomy places the organism in Eukaryota, Metazoa, Cnidaria, Anthozoa, Scleractinia, Pocilloporidae. The record is from RefSeq and is a predicted model, not a curated record.
UCAAAAUGGAGAACGAACGUCAAUCGAACGGCGAGACAGCGUUAAGUAUCAACGGAAAAGUUCCUGUGCCAGCAGAAUGCAAGUUUACCUUACACACGUUCUCUGAUACGCUUCUUGAUCAAAAGGUUCAUUUUCAAAUUCUUAAAAUGACAGACAGUUUGUAUGUUUGGAUCGGAACAUCUCCGGAAAUGGAUGCUCUUGCUGUAGCCAUGUGCACAAAAUACGAUCCAGUGCCAUCUGUUGUCAACCUUAUAGGAAGUAAAGCUGAUCUAAGCUCAACCACCUUGGCACAAAGGCUUGCUAAGAAGACCAACAAACAGUGUUUUGUGAGCUAUAACAUACCAACAGAAAACAUGCUGCUAGGCUUAGUGGAACAAAGAAUUAACCAGGAAAUAAAGGAAAAACCACAGCUGUUCUAAAAAGUGUUUAGCAUCCCUGUUUCAUGAGAAAUACAGGUUCUUUUCUGCAAUGAAAAGGGUAGUUUGUACUCCAAUAAUAUCAGAAGAGGAGCCAAGAGAAAUUUGCUUCUGAAAUGUGACACCAUCGAAUAAAAGACAGGAUUUCUACAUCUCCAGCUUGAUAGCCAAAUUUCUGAGAUGGUCACUACCUAAUACAUUAGAAAUCACACUUUGGAGUUGUGAAUUGAUAUCAAACUUGAUAGAAAUGACUACUAAAGUUGCAUAUCAUGGUCACUGUCGAAACAUUUAAGACUUUGCAAACCUGUGAAAAGAAGACAGUUCACAAGGCAGAUACAUUCAGAAAUAGAACUGGAACUGUUGGUUUGGUUGGUUUAAAUCGGAGUGUGCUGGAAAUUUGCACCAAAAUUUAGUUAUCACACAUGUGUGAAGAGGAAGGUUUCUCAGCUAACAGCUAAGCUAAAGAUGUUGUCAAAUGUGAGUUUUGCCAAAACAAGGGAAUCAUUCAGGUCAACACAACAGUUUACAGGAUGAGAAUAGCCUGUUCAAGGCUCACAGUCAGUGGGAAUGAGUGGAGACACAGGGAAGCCACCUUUGCCGCCUUUUGUAAGCCUGCUCUUUUUUUCAUUUCCAUUCACUGAGAGGUUGGCACAAACAAGAAUAAUACAAGAGAUAGCUUUUAAUCUUUAUGAUGUCUCAAAUAAAAACCUUGUUUAUCAAACUUCUACAA